Onthophagus taurus is the source of this 1723-nucleotide messenger RNA. Lineage: Eukaryota; Metazoa; Arthropoda; Insecta; Coleoptera; Scarabaeidae. The record is from RefSeq and is a predicted model, not a curated record.
UCCGGGCGGUUUUCGUAUCAGUCGCUGGAGGAAUGCCAGCCCGAUACCACGUUUACCAAAAAACUUUAACAAACUAGUUCGAAAUAUAACGAAAAGUUUUAUCAUAAACGAAGCAAAAAAAAUUAAACCAUUUUUUUUAUAUCCAUCUUAUUCGAAGUGAAGAAAUGUGAAGACAAAACGAAAAAAAGUAGUUUUAUUUCAACUUCGUCGAAGAAAACUGGUCGCAUAUUUUUAAAUGAUAAGAACUCGAACGAAAAGGGUUUCUUAUCGUUUUUGGUGAACGUAAAAAGGAAAAAAUUUCAACAUUAAGUGACUUUAAAAAUGGUGAAAUUCGAAAAUUUAAUCAAACCAGAAAUGAAUAAGAACAAAAACGCGAAUUUAAAGCGUUCGUUGUGCGUGUUUAGUGUUUUAUUCGCGUUUUCCAUCGGAUUUUUCGUUGGCAUUUUAAUACCCAUCAUGUGCUUUAAAGAGGAUUUGCCCAAAAAUAAAACCAAAAUCGAUUUGAAUCACGGAGACGAAUUCAAAAUCGAAAAUAUCUUCUUAAACAACAGCUUUGGAAACUUAAAUUUAAAUCAAAAUCUAACCAAAAACGAAUUCUCAACAGUUUCAUUCAUCGAAAACUUCGAAACGAAUAAUCUCAUCGAAAACGGGAUAUUUUGGGGCAAAAAAAUCGAAAAUUUAAUCCCAAAAGGAUUCAACGAGAAUCAUCACAAAUCUUGGAAAAACUUCAUCAACACAAACACCGCUGUGAAGUUAGAAAACGGAUGUGGAAGGAUGCAAAAUCGUUUGGUUAUCUUCGAAAAUGGAUUUAAAGGUUGUAUUCGAUAUCGCCAAAACAUCGAUCAAAUUCAAGGCGAAUUAUUCAGUUUUUAUUUGGGGCAAAUUUUGAAAUUAAACAAUUUAGCCCCAUCUAUCGUGAGCGUGGUGAAUUUAAAAGACGAUUUUUUCAAAAAUAUCGUUCACGAUAUCUCUUUGGCCCAAUGGAAUUCCAACAAACCCAUCGUUUUAACCAAAUACAUCGAGAAUUUAGACUCUGCGAAUAUCCCGAAAGUUUUUAAAUCGAGCGAUAAACAUUUAAACAAAUUUGACGUAAAAAAAAUAAUCGACAACGAAUUAGAAACGUCAAAAUCAUUAAUCGAGUUGGCCCAAUGGUGCGAUUUAAUAAUUUUUGAUUAUUUAACCGCGAAUUUAGAUCGGGUUGUUAAUAAUUUGUUCAAUUACCAAUGGAAUGUGAAUAUAAUGGAGGCUCCGGCGCAUAAUUUGGCGAAAAAUUCGAAUUCGAAUUUGUUGGUUUUUUUGGAUAACGAAUCCGGGCUUUUGCACGGAUACCGAUUGUUGCAGAAGUACGAAAAGUAUCAUUCGAUUUUGUUGGAUAAUUUGUGCAUGUUUCGGAAACAAACCGUUAAUAUAAUCAAAGAUUUGAAGUUUAAAAAGAACGUGGGGGUGCUUUUGAAAGAAAUGUUUGACAGAAAUAAUGACGGUAAGGUUAAGGACGUGUUACCAACUUUGCCCGAGAAAAGUAUUAAAACAUUAAACGAGCGCAUCGAAAAGGUUUAUAACCAAAUUUUGAAAUGCGAAUCGAUUUAUUCCGAUAAUAGGUAAAAGUUAAUUAAAAUUGUUAAUUUAGGUAAUCUUUUUUUUCAAAAAAAAAUUAUUGCGACUGUGAUGUUAAUUUUGUUAAGAUUUUCUAAAUUAAAAACCAAAUAUAUUGAUAAUAAUCUAA